AGCCUUUUUACGCUUGGACUCAGAGCCCGGAAGUGGCGAGGACGGGGUUAGCGCUGCGGGGUGAAAUCGGCUAGCCAGAGAAGAUGCUGCUGGACCUGUCGGAGGAGCACAAGGAGCACCUGGCCUUCCUGCCGCAAGUGGACAGCGCGGUGGUCGCUGAGUUUGGGCGAAUUGCGGUGGAGUUCCUGAGGCGUGGCUCUAACCCCAAGAUCUACGAAGGCGCUGCGAGAAAACUCAGCGUGAGUAGUGACACUGUCCAACAUGGUGUGGAAGGAUUAAUACACCUCCUCACUGAAAGUUCAAAGCUCAUGAUUUCUGAACUGGAUUUCCAAGACUCGGUUUUUGUUCUUGGAUUCUCUGAGGAACUGAACAAAUUGUUGCUGCAGCUUUAUCUGGACAACAGAAAAGAGAUCAGAACUAUCUUGAGUGAACUGGCACCAGACCUUCCCAGUUACCACAGCCUUGAGUGGCGACUAGAUGUACAGGUAACUAGCGUCCGGACUCCUGAUGCACAGAUUACUUUUUUCUGCUCUUUAACUUUCUAUACAUGGAAUGAUUCAGUAAAUAUUCUUCUGUGUCUGCCACCUUUUUGUGAGAUUGAGUUGUUUUUAAAGCCACAUAAAUAACCAAAAGGGAUAUUUCAGACUAUCACGUGAAGCCCUUUCUCAAGCAGUGACAGAUAAGUUAGUUAAUAGAUGUUUGCUGAAUGCCAUCCACUCACUAAUCAGCUGUAAUCAGAGCUGUUCUGAAUGCUUUGGGACACAAAAGAAGUGUAAGACACUUUCUCAGCUGGAAAAGAUGUUAUCUGGUUAGGGAUGUUAGUGUCCUCAAAAUAACUAGUAAUUAAAGAUAGUUGUGAAAUAAGGUUCUGGAGGGGAAAAAAAGAAUAGAAUUGUAUAAAUGAAGGUACAGCUGAGUAUUUCAAAAAAGCUAUAUAGCUCAGGUAGUUCAGUGUACACUGGCAUGAUCCAGAAAAGCUUCAAGAAAAGGAGGUGAAAUUUCAGAAAAAUGAAUGGGUAGAGAAAACCAGGGUAAUAUUCUUGACAGAGGAGACAGCAUAAGUUGUAAAGGCCCACGUGGAUAUGGGAAUGAACAAAUGAAUAUGUGGGAUAGCUCCCUAGUUCCCAAACUUGGUUGCACACUGGAAUAACCCAGGGAACUUUAAAAAUUCUGAUGUCUGUGUUCUACCCUAGAGGUUCUGAUUUAUUGGUGUGGAGUUUGGCCUGGGUAUCAGGAUUUUUUAAAGCUACCCUGUCACCCAGGUAAUUCUAAUGUGCAAUAAAGUUUGUAAACUGCUGUAAUAGUGGAUUCUUCCUCAUUUGAAUGGCCCAGAUAGGUUAUAGAAAUUCAGUUAGAGUUUAGCAGUUAUAUCCCAGUGUGUAGAGUGCUUGAAUAUAUAUUAACACAGGAGAAAGUAUAAAUAGAUUAUAGGCUCCUUGAUGGUAAGUGCUGUGUCUUGUUCACUACUGUGUCUCCGACACAAUGCCUGACACAUAAUAGGCAUUCAGUACUGAAUAUAAGUAAGGAGAGGUGGUCAGCAGCUUCUUAACCGUGUUAUUUAUUAAAUAUUUCUUGUACACCUAUCAUGUGCCAAGUGGUGUGGCUACAGCAAAGAACUUGACACAGUUUAUGCUCUUGGAGACCUUAGAAGCAGCAGCUCCUGUGGGGCUCACGGGGAGGAAGAGAUCACUGUGGUUAUGCCUUUAUGUUUACGUCCUCUCAUAAUAACCAGGUGGAGGAGAUUUGGGAAUGGUCGUGUUCAUGAACUUCAGCACUAGUUUAUCUUGUAUCCCUCUCUUAUGUGGAGAUAGCUUCUGACUUUUGGGUUCCAGUAGCCCUUAGAGGUUCUUUUUUCGGCUCUCUUGAUUUGCUUUGAGUUUUUCCAUUAUUAAGACAUUUUUAGAAGUUAGAAACUUAGGCAAUUGAAAUUUCUAAAAUUAGACUCAAGAGAGUUCAUUUGCCCAGUAAAAUGAGUUUGAAUUGCUGUGUUACUGCAAGGACUAAUACAGUUUAAUGUUGAGGGUAUAUUGAAUGAAUAUUGCCAUGUGGUGAGGUGUAUUUAAGGGCUGAAAAAGCUACUCAGAGAACUAAUGGAUUUACUGAGCUCAAGGAAGGAAGGAAAAGAAGUCUUGUCAGAUGAAGACCAGAUAAAUGGCUAGGAAACUAGUAACAGGAUAUAGAACCUUUCAUUUUUGAGUAGCUGACUCAUCUCAUGGAGACUGGUAGCAAAUGGAUAGUUACCAGCUAAUUAUUGUGCAGUUGCUGAUGGGAAAUAAAUGAAUCAUCAUAGGUUAGUUUCUAAUAGAAGCAUUUCCCAUACUUCAUAAGUUGCCAGCACUUGUUAAAUAGCAUCAGUACAUUGAAUGCAUCUGAGACCGGUGCAGGAGCAUGUUACCUUUAGGGCUGAUCCUUUUAAAGUUGCUGCUGUUAUUUUUACAGGGAGAAGGAUAGAAUUUCAUCCCCAUUAAAAAAAUAAGUCCAUAUCAAGAACUUUGUGGAAAGAAAAACUUUGUGGGCUACUGUUCUUUAUCCUGUAGUACUGUCAUUCAGUACCUUUGAAUCACCCUCCCCAAAUUACAACCCCCUCCGAGCCCCGUAAGGGUAACUAUUAUCCUGAAUUCCUGAAUUUUCUGUUAAUCUUUUUUUUAUAGUUUUUUUAAUAUAUAUAUUUUCACUAGACUGUAUAGUCUUUAGAUUUUCAUGUAUUCUUCUGCAACUUGCUUUUUUUUUUUUUUGUCUUUUUUUAUUGUUGGCUGUGUUGGGGUCUUCAUUGCUGCACAUGGGCUUUCUCUAGUUGCGGCGAGUGGGGUCUACUCUUCCUUGCGGUGCUCAGGCAGCUUCUCUUGUUGUGGAGCAUGGGCUCCAGGCACGCGGGCUUCAGUAGCUGCGGCAUGCGGGCUCAACAGAUGUGGCUCAUGGGCUUAGUUGCUCCGCGGCAUGUGGGAUCUUCCCGGACCAGGGCUUGAAUCCGUGUCCCCUGCAUUGGCAGGUGGAUUCUUAACCACUGUGCCACCAGGGAAGCCCUGCAACUUGCUUUUUUGAUUGAACGUUUUCUUUUUAGAUUUAUUCAUGACAAUUCAUGUUGCUGUAGUUCACUUCUUUUUGCUGUCAUUUAGUAAACAUUUCACUGUAUGAAUAUUCUCAAUUUAUCCAUUCUAUUGUUAAAGAAUAUUUGAGAUUUGUCUAGUUUUGGACUCUUAGAAGCAAAUACUAUUAUGAAUAUGUAUAUAUGUGUAAGAGUUUAAGGUAAAUACCUAGGAGUGGAAUUGCUGGUCAUGUAUACGUUUUCCAAAGUGAUUCUGUCAUCACUCUCACCAGCAGUGGAUGAGAGUUUUCAUUACCAUCACCUUACAGUGCUCUGUAUGGACAGGUUUCUAAUUCUUGCAAGUCAGAUAAACAGUAUCUUACGAUUUUAUUGGCCAUUUUACUGAUUUGUAAUAAAGUUGAACAUAUUUCCUAUGUUUAUUUGUGUUACUUCUGCAGAGUGCUUAGAUAGGUCUCUGUACAAUUUUUUCUUGGUUUUGUGGGGUUUGUAUUAAAUCAGAGCAGUUCUUCGUACAUUCUUUUUUUUUUUUGUGGUACGCGGGCCUCUCACUGUUGUGGCCUCUCCCGUUGC
Molecule: messenger RNA, 3616 nt
Organism: Orcinus orca (killer whale)
Lineage: Eukaryota; Metazoa; Chordata; Mammalia; Artiodactyla; Delphinidae
Gene: COMMD2
Product: COMM domain containing 2
Exons: 5
Coding region: 84-626 (180 amino acids)
Source: RefSeq, a predicted model, not a curated record